AUGACUCGUGAGCGACGAAUAGAAGCUAACGCGCGUGAAAGGACUAGAGUACACACAAUAAGUGCCGCGUUUGAUACGCUCAGGAGAUCGAUACCUUCGUAUUCUCAUAACCAGAAACUAUCCAAGCUGUCCGUGCUCAGGAUAGCUUGCUCGUAUAUAAUGACUCUGUCGUCCAUAGUGAAUAGCAGUGAACAUAAUGAAGAGUUAGAGAUACCUCAUGUUUCUGAGUGCGUGGAUAUGGUUUCGAGAACGAUUCAGAGGGAGGGAAAGUUGAGAAAGAAGAAGGAUGAUAAUGAUUAA
Molecule: messenger RNA, 300 nt
Organism: Acanthoscelides obtectus
Lineage: Eukaryota; Metazoa; Arthropoda; Insecta; Coleoptera; Chrysomelidae
Source: the annotation of a GenBank genome assembly